CAAUUUUUUUCUAACUCCUUCUUACUCUUCUUCAGCUGCCGAGUGCCGACUCGGUUUCUCACUGAUUUCCUCCACCAUUGUUGCACUCUGAAGUAAAUCAUACAGCAGAUCAAUAUCCAGAACGAUUAGAUUGCAUAAAACCUAACCUUAAACCCACCGUUCCAGAGUAAUUCAAUUUCUGAUGUAAAUUCAAGCCCCAACCCUAACUCUUUCCUAUCGUCAUAAUCACUGCUUUGUUACUUCCAGUUCGUUUAAAAUGCUUUCAUUGCAUCGUUAUUCUUUCACCACAUUGUUGUAUUAAGCAUUAUAUGAAAGUGUAAAGGCGUUGGAGAAGGAAAUCCUUAAAAUAUGGAAUUGGAAGGCAGUUGUUAGAACUGUAAGUUGCAGAGCUUCUCUUACUCGUCAAUCAUUUUGGACUCAUUGGAGUAUUAUGGGCAUUGCAUGUUUUGCAUAAAAUACAAGAGAACUUUGAGAGUCUUAAAUGUUUUUGGGAAUUCGAUUAAACAAUAUAUGGCGAUGGCAGACAUCUCCAGUACUCUGUACUUCUAAUGCUUUCUACUUCAAUAGCCACUUCUCAACCUCUUCUCUUCGUAAGGAACUAUAUUCCUUGGCUGAGAGUAACGAUGACACAUUUCUACCAUGGUUGGAACGAAAAGCAGAGACAAAGAUCUCGUCAGUGCUUUCUAUUGGGAAAUCUUCCAUUGGAAGGUUUCUGUUUGCUUCUGAGACUAUACGGGCUGGAGAUUGUAUUUUAAAGGUUCCUUUCAAUGUGCAAAUUUCACCUGAUAGUCUUCCUUUACCCAUUAGAGAUCUUUUAGGCAAUGAGAUUGGAAAUGUUGCCAAGCUCGCUGUUGUAGUUCUUCUUGAACAUAAAUUAGGCCUGGGUUCUGAGUGGGCACCUUACAUCAUUCGACUUCCUCAACCAUGGGAGAUGCAUAACACAAUAUUUUGGAAAGAAAGCGAGUUGGAGAUGAUUCGUAAAAGCUCUUUAUAUGAGGAAUCACUUAAUCAAAGAUCACAGAUCAAAAGGGAAUUUCUGGCAAUCAGGAAAGCACUGGAAGCCUUUCCUGAAAUUAUUGAUAGGAUCAGUUGCGAUGAUUUCAUGCAUGCAUAUGCCCUUGUUACUUCUAGAGCAUGGAGAAGCACAGAGGGUGUCUCUCUGAUUCCAUUUGCAGAUUUUUUAAAUCACGAUGGUGCUUCAGAAGCAAUGUUACUAAAUGAUGAUGACAAACAGCUCUCUGAGGUUGUUGCUGAUCGUGAUUUUGCCCCUGGUGAACAUGUACUAAUAAGGUAUGGAAAAUAUUCAAAUGCUACGUUGAUGUUGGAUUUUGGGUUUGCGCUUCCAUACAACAUUCAUGAUCAGGUACAGGUCCCAGUUAAAACUGUUAAAGAUGAUCCUUUGGCGAGAAUAAAGUUGGAACUUUGGGGAAGAAGUUGCACAUCAGGUACCGACUAUGUGAAAGGUGUUUACUCCACUGGGAAUUCUUUCACCAUCAGAGAAGUGAGAUCUGCCACAGGGAAAGGGAGAGGUCUUCCCCAAUCACUUCGUGCAUUUGCUCGUAUUUUGUCUUGCACUAAUCCUCAGGAGUUAAAUGACUUAAGUUCUGAAGCUGUUAAUGGUGAUGGUCGAUUGGCUCGAAUUCCACUGAAGAAUGUCUAUAAAGAAGUUGAAGCACAUCGGAUUUUGCUUUCUCAAUUCAAACAAUUAGUUGAAGAGUAUAAUGCAUCUAUUGAGGCAAUAGAGCCGGUUGAUUCUCCUUGUCUGGGCAGAAAGUUGGCACGGCGAAGACUAUUGGCCCAACAUCUUCUCACCGGUGAGGUUCGCGUCCUCAAGUCUGCUAUUGCUUGGCUGGAGAACUAUUGUGAGGCCAUUUAGAUUCACCUCUUAUAUAAAUUGGAUAGUGCGGAUCAUCUCCAAUUCCCAACAUAUCCAUGUAACUUUAGGCCUUUGGCAAUUCAUGCUUCAAUAGCACCAUGGCCUGGUAUGUAAUCUUCUUUUUGAGGUUGGUUGUACUAAAUUUACUUCUCUUGAGCUUUAUUCGUUUUAAUGUGCUUUGGUUGCUAUUGUUCUCUACUGUAAGGGCUGCUGCAUUUGUAAUUUAGGAAAUAGUUUAGAUUGAUUUGAUAUUUUGAGUGUGUAUUUAUAUUGAAGACCAUCAUUAAUGAAAAAUGGAAAAUGAAAAAAUAUAAGGAAUUGCAAAAA
Molecule: messenger RNA, 2203 nt
Organism: Cucumis sativus (cucumber)
Lineage: Eukaryota; Viridiplantae; Streptophyta; Magnoliopsida; Cucurbitales; Cucurbitaceae
Product: actin-histidine N-methyltransferase
Exons: 16
Coding region: 482-1876 (464 amino acids)
Biological process (GO): peptidyl-lysine monomethylation
Molecular function (GO): protein binding; protein-lysine N-methyltransferase activity
Source: RefSeq, a predicted model, not a curated record